Messenger RNA from Acomys russatus (golden spiny mouse), 932 nucleotides. It is a transcript of the gene Nudt17, whose product is annotated as nudix hydrolase 17. The coding region runs from base 42 to 932 and encodes 296 amino acids. Lineage: Eukaryota; Metazoa; Chordata; Mammalia; Rodentia; Muridae. Gene Ontology annotation, molecular function: NADH pyrophosphatase activity. The record is from RefSeq and is a predicted model, not a curated record. Gene Ontology annotation, biological process: NAD+ catabolic process; NADP+ catabolic process. The transcript has 7 exons. Gene Ontology annotation, cellular component: cytosol.
CCACCAGGGGGCACCAGGCAAGAGACGACUAGAGCGGCGCGAUGGCUGCCUCACGGUUGCUCCUGCGCCUGUCUGGGCGCUUGGAGUCGGUGAGCUUCACACAGAGUGUGUGUGGCCUCCUGGGCGCCGAGCAGGGACUUGGGCCGUGGUACGCGCAUUGCAGGUUCGAGCGAGGACAGCUUGUCCUCGCCAGCAGUUCAUUCCCUGGCGCCUCGGAGAGGCUUCCGAUCCAGAGACCCCCUUUCUGUCCUUUUGCGGCUCUGGACCGGCAGCCUGGGGUCUCCAGUACUGAGCUGCUCACAAAUAGAGGUGUGGAUCUAAGUGUGGCAGCCAUUCUUCAGUCCAGUGACCAGACUGUCUUGUUGACCCGAAGGACAUGUACUCUCCGCACUUACCCCAACGUCUGGGUCCCUCCAGGUGGGCACAUGGAACUUGAUGAGGAGAUACUGGAGUGUGGGCUUCGAGAGCUGAGGGAAGAGUGUGGAUUGCAGCUGGCCCAGAACCAGUUCUCCUGUGUCCUUCUGGGGUUAUGGGAGGCUGCUUACCCUCCUAGGCUGAGCUGGGGUCCCCCCAAAUACCAUCACCUCAUUCUCUAUGUCCUUGUGAUCUCCCAGGAGUCACAGCAGCAGCUCCAGGCCCGGAUCCAAGUAAACCCAAAUGAGGUGAGUGCCUUUAUGUGGCUGGGACCAGACGUAGCAGCAGCGGCUGCAGCUGCCACAGAAGAGGGGACAAAGACACCCACGCUUCUCUCCCAGGACCUACCACCCUCUCUCUGUGCAACCGAACUGAAGGAUGAUGGAGGAACCCGAGCCCUGGCCCUGCCUCUGUCCACACUCAUGCGGGCAACCCCACCCACCGCAGAGGACAAAGAAAGGGUCAGUGAUGGAACCAAGUUUGCCCUCAGGCUUUGGCUGCAACAUCUGGGCAGAUGA